AUGACAAUUGCUGAAUUGAAGAUUUCCGAGGAUGAAUGUUCCAUUAAUGUCUAUUUCGUGAAGGAAGCUACGCAAGUCUGGUCUGGAAAAGAAUUCUGUUAUAUCGAGGCUGCAGCAAGAGAACAACCAAAUUUGAAUAUAUAUUUAAUCAAUUUGAUGCGUACUUCCAGUACACCGAACACAUCGGACAUUUAUCUUAAAAUGGCACUAACCACCCAAAAUGCUAAUAUUCAUAUCAUCGAAUUAUUAAUUGACAAAUUUUUCAGCAAAACAGAAUUAUCGCAUAUUGCAAAAGAUUUGAAUAAUGAAUUGUUGUUGAUGGCGGCGAGAGCGUAUCUGCUUUGGAACUUCCCUGGAGUUGCAAUGCAUCCCAGCGCAUAUUGUAAUUUAUCAGUCGUCAAUAAAUCACGAUGGAAUAAAAUGGGAAAACGAGAUUGCAUGCCAGACAAAUUAGUUACGAUCGAUCCAACGAUCGAUUUACAAGCGACAGAUGUGCAUUGUCAAGCAUUUCUAGGUUUUCUAAUACAGGAAAUAUCCAAGAAUACAACGCAAAUUUAUAGUUUAAAGGAUGCAUUGGACAAAUUUUGUCCGAGGAUUGAUAAUUGUGCCGAGGUGCGAGUACUUGAUUUAAAAUCGCACUGUUCGGUCAACGCUUUUGAUUGUCCUACGGUGUAUAAGUCUGGAAAAUCUUGGGAACUUACAAUAUAA
This is a messenger RNA of Atta colombica, 708 nucleotides long. RefSeq lists its product as uncharacterized. NCBI's taxonomy places the organism in Eukaryota, Metazoa, Arthropoda, Insecta, Hymenoptera, Formicidae. Bases 1 to 708 code for a protein of 235 amino acids. The transcript has 6 exons. The record is from RefSeq and is a predicted model, not a curated record.